This is a messenger RNA of Phalacrocorax carbo (great cormorant), 1980 nucleotides long. The record is from RefSeq and is a predicted model, not a curated record. Lineage: Eukaryota; Metazoa; Chordata; Aves; Suliformes; Phalacrocoracidae.
AUGGGAGACCCCUUUGGCCACUGGAGCAACCCCCCGUACCAGAGCGAAUACGACAGCUCCCCGCUCCGAAGUUCCAACAGCUUCGCCCGCCCCAGCGGGAAAAGCAUCUACAACCAGCGCAAGGACUACAGCCAGAACCUCCUCAAGCCCCAGAGCAAUUUCCAGCACCACGUUGAGCACCUGCUCACAGUGCGCCUGGAGAAGGACAUCCGCAGCACCGACGACUGCCUGGCGCGCCUCAAGUUGCUGGAGGCCCAAGGACGGGUCUGGGGGCAGGAUCUCAUCCUGCAAGUCAAGGACCAGGAAUUGGUGCUGAGGGAUGUGGAGAGCAAGGAGGAGCUGGAGGCUUACCCGCUGGGCAGCGUGCAGGGGUGCUCGGCCGCGCUGGACACCUGCAGCUACAACUCGGUGUUGGCCAUCAGCGUGCAGGAGCGGAGCCCCCCAGGGACCAGCGUCCUGCUCUUCCAGUGCGAGCAACCAGGGGCAGAGACGCUGAGGAGCAGCCUGGAGAAGCUGGUGAAGCGGUCGAAGGAGGAGCAGAAGAGCCACUAUGGGCACAGGCUCAGACCCCCCUCACCCAGAAGCAGCCCGGACAUGCAGCGGCGCCCACGCCCCCAGUACCUGCUGGGUUCCUACGCGGGCCCGGAGCAGUGGGGAGACGCCCCCGAGCCCGACUUCCACGCACCCCCCCAGCAUGAGCUGCCCUCCGUGGACUACAGCUUGCCGGACACCCAGCAGACCCCAUGGACCAACCCCCCGGGCCAGGUCACAUCCAACGCAGACCGAGAUGUUGAGAUCCUCAACCAUGUGCUGAACGACUUGGACCUCUUCGUGGCCCGGCUGAAGACAGCCCUGGGUUUGGUCAGCACCAACAACCUGAAGAAGAAGAAGAAGAAGAAGAUGAAGAACAAAGAUCUGCCUUCCAAGGAUGAAUACAUGGACUUUUUCCAGAAGGUGAAAUACGCCCUCAACCUCGUGGGAAGGACCCACCGGCAUGUGCAGGAACCAGACCCCUCCGUGCUGCUGCAUCUCAUCUUCGUGGCCCUCUCCUUCGUAUGGGGGUGCUGCUCCAUCACCACCUGCCUGGAGCAGGUCCUGGACCACUGCCCCAACACCAGCCUGGCCCCGGCGGUGGAGGCACCACUGCUGGUGCCAGAGGCGGUGGAGCUGCUGGAGAAGACCCUGCACCAGGACGACUACAACACCUGGAAGGCCCUCGGCACCGCCUGGAACAAGUCCAGGGCAGAGUACCCUGACAGCGAGCUGGUGCCCAGCUACGUCCCUGUCUUCUCGGACGGGUGGCUGCCACCGCCGGCGGGGCAGGGACGGCACGGCUGGGGGCAGGACGCCCCGCCGCCUGCCUCAGUUUCCCCAACUCGGUCUCAACACCCGCCCGUGUCUCUGCUACCCACACAGUCGCCGGCCACCAGCCGGAGGGACAGCCCCGGCCAAGCGGCCCCCUUCCCUGCCCAGGGGCUGGUGCGAGCCCUGUACGAGUUUCACGCAAGGAACCCACGGGAGCUGAGCGUCAUGAUGGGGGACACGCUGCAGGUGCUGGACCAGCGGAAUAAGUGGUGGCUGGUGCAGGACAGCUGGGGGCAGAAGGGCUACAUCCCCAGCAACAUCCUGGAGCCCCUGGAGCAGGGGCACAAGGGGGGGCACAGGGCCAGCCAGGACAGCCCCCCCACACUGCACCCCAACUCCUCACCGGCGGAGGUGACAGCCUGGCUGAAGGACAAGGGCUUCUCGCGGAUCACGGUGCGGUGCCUGGGGGUGCUGACGGGGCACCAGCUGCUGCAUAUGAGCCCGGAGGAGCUGCGGGCCGUCUGCCCCGAGGAGUGGCGGCGAAUCCUCUUCAAGCUCUCCUCCGUCAAGACAUCCCUGGGGGUGAGGGAUCCCCAGCCCCGCGCCCCCUCCCCACCCUGGGGUUCCCCCACCAGCUCCCCCCUAACCCUCUCCCUUCCCCUUCUCUGCAGAUAG